Nomia melanderi (Alkali bee) is the source of this 1552-nucleotide messenger RNA. RefSeq names its product Adenylate kinase 1 (gene Ak1). Gene Ontology annotation, biological process: nucleobase-containing compound metabolic process. Gene Ontology annotation, molecular function: ATP binding; nucleobase-containing compound kinase activity. NCBI's taxonomy places the organism in Eukaryota, Metazoa, Arthropoda, Insecta, Hymenoptera, Halictidae. The record is from RefSeq and is a predicted model, not a curated record.
GGAACAAUUUUUCAUCUGCAAAUAUACGAAGUCAAAGAGGAUUAUAGUGUUCGUUAACAUUGUGAAAUGAUAAUAUUAAAAUUCGUGACCUCAUUACGUGAAUAGAAUCUAGAAUUCAACAUUUAUCGCAUACUUAUUUUUAAACUUAACUGUAUUCUCCACAAGCUCAAUCUGUAUAUAUUUAUAUAUACAUCAAAUGCCAGUGAACCACCUAUUUCUUCGAGAAUAGCUGAUCUGCCUAAUUUACUUUAGUCGUGUUUCUGCGUUUGAACGAUGUACUCAUUAUUUUAAAAUACAAAACCAAAAAGUGUAUAUUGUGUGCUGUUCAAUACUCUUAUUCUUAAGUGUCACCAAACAAAUUUGUGCUGUUACCUAUACUUUUGACAACGAGGAGCAAGAUGCUGACCUUACAUCUUUGCACAUGCGUAAAAAUGUCUCCCACCUGAUGACGAUGAGCCAAUGACAAAUCGAUAUGUUCGAAAUUUUCACGCGAAAGCUCGAAAGCUUUGACUAUUCCUCUCAAUAGUUAAUAGUGAAAUCUCGGCUUCGAUGCGAGACAAAUAGACGAAAAAAAAAGAGUGUGUGCAGAAAGUUUUUGUAACGUACAUUCGCAAACAGAACUCCCGUUAAAUCAUUACACAAACAUGAAGACAAUUUGGAUAAUCGGUGGACCGGGAUGCGGCAAAGGAACUCAGUGUGAACGUAUCAUCGGAAAAUAUGGAUUCUACCACAUAAGCAGCGGUGAUCUCUUGAGAGAAGAGGUUGCCAGUGGUAGUCCUAGAGGAGCUUCGCUUCAGGACUUGAUGUCUAAAGGUCUAUUUGUUCCCACGGACAUUGUGCUGGACCUUAUAAGGGAACGGAUGGAGAAGGCUAAAGCAGAAGGAUCUACGAAAACUGGAUUCCUUAUCGACGGAUACCCUCGUGAAUUGGAUCAAGGAAUCCUCUUUGAGAAAAAUGUCUGUCCGGUUGAUGCAAUAAUUUUCUUCGACGUGUCGGGUGAAACUAUGAAGACGAGGCUGUUAGGGCGUGCAGCUGUCUCACAAAGGGCCGAUGAUAACGAGGAAACAAUCAAGAAGAGAAUCGAAAUAUUUAGCGUUAAAAACGGGGAAAUUGUAGAACAUUAUAAAGAUAAAGUUAUUAAAAUCAAUGCCGAAGGCGCCAUUGAUGAUAUAUUCGGUCAGGUGACGAAAGCACUUGAUCCUUUGGUAGCUUAAAUUCUAACAGAGUUUUAUGUAAUACAUUAAUUCAAAUUGAUUUUCAAUAGCUUUAUUCUUGCGAUUUCGAGCACAAGCUAUACAUUCAUCUGUAUUAUAAAUGAUAUUUCUAAAUUUCUAGGAAAGUUAUAUAGCGACGUUAAUUUGUUAAAUGACUUAAUUUGACGUAAAUUACAAACAAAUCUGAAGUACCUGUUUCCAUAAUAAUAAUAUAGAUACAAUACUUAUGUAUAAAAUGGUUUAAUACACUGUUGAAUGCACCUGUUACUAUAAUGAUAUUGUUACAUUGCUCAUUUUAGUGACUGACUAAGUAUCAAUUAAAAUCUAUAUUCUACACA